UACGGAUUAAACGAACCUUUUAACCUCCUACCCUCAUACGCACAGAGUACAGAGUAAACACUACCGCGACUGAUUGAAGAAAUGGAGAUCCCCAAGUACCAAACAGCCGCGUGCAUUGACAAGCCACGACCCGGCGCACAGCUGGAGAUCCGCCAUGAUGUACCCGUCCCGGAACCGGGAUUUGGCGAGGUGCUGGUAAAGAUGGAAUGGACUGGGUUCUGUCACUCGGAUCUACAUAACCUCACCGGAGAAUUGCCGAUGACUACUAAUGUCCCGGGUCAUGAGGGAAUUGGGAAAGUUGUUAAAGUUGGUCCCGAUACUGCAUCGGAGAUGAUGGGAAAGCAGGUUGGAGUAAAGUGGCUGUACAGUACUUGCAGAAAGUGUCCGACAUGUCAGGUACAGUAUACGAACUGUCCUGAUCAGAGUAACUCGGGGAGGAAUGUUCCCGGGACGUUUCAACAAUAUGUCGUUUCCCCAGCCGACUUUGUGUCUGUCAUCCGGGAAGACUUGAAGCCGGAGGCCGCUGCGCCUUUGCUAUGCGCCGGUUUGACGAUGUACGGGGCAUUGAAUAAGCUGGAAAGACUGUGCAGACCAGGCGAUUGGGUGGUUAUCAUGGGUGCUGGUGGUGGACUAGGACAUCUGGGAGUGCAAAUUGGAAAAGAGCUGGGAUAUCGGAUCAUCGCUGUCGAUAGCGAAAACAAGAGAGAUAUCUGCAUGCGCUCCGGCGCAACUGCCUUUGUCGACUUCAGAGACAACGCCCGAGAAUGCAUCCAAUCCCUAACCGACAACAUCGGCGCCCACGCCGUCAUUGUGGUCGUCGGUCUCGAAAAAGCCUACGAGCAAAGCGUCCAGUUCCUCCGUCCCGUCGGAACCCUGGUCUGCGUUGGUCUCCCCCGCCCGGACUACCACAUCCCCAUUUCGCCGAUUCACUGCGUCAAUGGUGGAUACCACAUUGUAGGCAGCACGGUGGGAACGGAAGACGAGAUGCAAGCGUUGCUGAAGAUGGCGGUGGAGGGCAGGGUGGGCACGCAUUAUGAAACGUUCGAACUUGAGGAAAUUAACGAGGUUGCUGCGAGAUUGCAGCGGUUUGAGGUUGAGGGGAGGGCGGUGUUGCGGAUUCCGUAGGCACAUUGAUACAAAUGUACAUAUCGGAUAGCAUAGGAGUUGAUACAGGAGUGCAACGGGGUACUCCGAUGCAUGAUAGGUCAUAGCAGCUGAGACAUUGGCCAGGUGUUAGACGUUAAUAUAGAUACGCAGGAAAAAACGAAGUAGAUAUCCCUCCGUAUCAGGCACAAAAAUGCAGACGGAGAUAUCCGCCAUGAUAUCCG
Aspergillus glaucus CBS 516.65 is the source of this 1328-nucleotide messenger RNA. Its product is annotated as zinc-dependent alcohol dehydrogenase. The transcript has 9 exons. The record is from RefSeq and is a predicted model, not a curated record. Gene Ontology annotation, molecular function: oxidoreductase activity. NCBI's taxonomy places the organism in Eukaryota, Fungi, Ascomycota, Eurotiomycetes, Eurotiales, Aspergillaceae. The coding region runs from base 82 to 1125 and encodes 347 amino acids.